Molecule: messenger RNA, 2062 nt
Organism: Trichomycterus rosablanca
Lineage: Eukaryota; Metazoa; Chordata; Actinopteri; Siluriformes; Trichomycteridae
Gene: arl6ip5a
Product: ADP-ribosylation factor-like 6 interacting protein 5a
Exons: 3
Coding region: 39-611 (190 amino acids)
Biological process (GO): negative regulation of transport
Cellular component (GO): membrane
Source: RefSeq, a predicted model, not a curated record
GCGGUGCUGAGUAGUAAGAAGUUGACGGUGUUUACAACAUGGUUAAAGUAGAGGUGGCACCGCUCAGACAGUGGGAUGAUUUCUUCCCUCGACCUGAACGCUUUGCUAGCCCAGACUAUAGCGAUUUAUUUAAAUGGAAUAACAGAGUGGUCAGCAACCUGCUGUACUAUCAAACCAACUAUCUAGCGAUGGCAAUCGUCGUGUUUUUAAUAGUCGGGUUCCUGAACCCCACUGGCAUGAUCACUGGAGUGGUUGUAGUUGUAGCAGCGUUUCAUGGUGCUGUGUGGGCUGGAGAGAAUAAAGCCACAAUCAAGAACUUUAAGAAGGAGUACCCUACCCUGUUUGUCUUUUUAAUAAUGCUUGCCAGCUACCUGCUGAUGUCGCUCUUUCAUGGAGUCAUGGUGUUUCUGUUUGGGAUCAAUCUUCCACUCAUCUUGAUCUUCGCUCACUCCUCGCUGCGUCUGCGCAACAUGAAGAAUAAACUGGGGAAUAAAAUGGAAUGUGCUGGGCUGAAGAAAACACCCAUGGGGAUCUUUCUGGAAGCACUGGGACAACAGGAGGAGAACCUGAGCAAAAUUCAGGACUUCAUGGAGUACAAACUCAAGGAGUGAUAGCAAAGUCAAUUUGCACGGAGUAAAUCCAGGUGUACUGAAUUAUCCAAAAUGUGUGAAGGAAUGCUUAGUCGUGACUUAGACGUUUAAUGUUUGAUCUCAGAGAAUCAUAGUGAAAUGUUACAAAGCAGAAGGUUUAUUAUGGUGUCUACAGUAAAAUUUUGCACAGCCUUAUAAAUUGUAAGGUACUGGACGUUCAGAAUGUGAUGCUAGCAUGCAGUGACAAUGUUCUUCCUCUGAAUGUGCACAAUGUUGUGAAAAAAGCCUUAAGACAGACUUGUAGCAAUAGUUCUCCUGACCAGGAGAUUUUUAGAUUCUGAUGUGAAAGCAGCGGUGCAUCAGGGGCUACGAGCUUAACCGAAAACAUUUUUUGCUGAUUAAAAAGUUGGUCUUGAGCGCCUAGGUGGUGCAGCGUAUAUUCCGCUAGCACACCAGCACAGAGAUUCUGAACUCUUUGGUUCGAAACUCGGUGUUGCCACUGGUCAGCUGGGUGUCAUCUAGUGGGCAAAAUUGGCAGUGCCUGCAGGGAGGGAUACCCGGAAUAUGUAGCACUGUAAGGACCCUGAUUGGCGGAUAGAGGCGCCUGUGCAGAGUGCAUGGGUUGAAAAAGGAUUCCGUUAAGAGCUAAGUGCAGGUUGGAUUAGGUGUGAGCAGCGAUAUACCCCUCUCAACUGCAAAAUAUCGGGGAUCCCCAGCAGCAGAAGAAAAAUUUACUACACUAACUUGGCAUAAAAUAUAUAUACAUACAGACAUACAGACAGAUAGAUAGAAAAUGGCAAGCCAAACAGGAAAUACAUAGCAAACACUGAUAUAUAUAGAAUGUAAACCGAUAUAUAUAUAUAUAAAAUUAAACUGAUAUAUAUAGAAUAAAAACAUAUAUAUGGAAUGAAUAAUGAUAUAUUUGUUUUUAUUUUAUAUAUAUCAGUUUUCAUUAUAUAUAUAUAUAUAUCAAGUUUCCUUGAGGAAGGUGGCUAUGUAGAAAAGUGAUGUCAUUUCUUUUUGAAAUUCCUUAUAAAUACAAUUUAAAAAGUGCCGAACUUUUUUGAAGAACCCUCGUACAUUCUGUUUUGAUGUGUACACUUGAACAAAUCAUAGACAGCAGCAUUCCUUCAUUUAAAGAAGGUCAUUACCAUCAAAUAUCAGGCUCUAUGACACUUUGCUGCUCUUUUAUAAUAACAGACACAGCCAAUGUGCUACUUUAUUUAGUUUUGUCAAGGCUUUGGCAACUGGGAUUUUAGAAACAAUGUCUUAAUUUGUAGCAUUAUAUUCUUAACAAACGUGCUUUAAUGUUAUCUUAGCCAAUCAUGAGAGAUGUGUGUGUGUACGUGUGUGUGUCAUGGAUUGAGUGGACACAAUUAGGUUGCUUGUUAUGAGUAAGCAAACCAGGAUUAAAUGUUCUCAUUGUCCUCACUUGUCUUUGCUGGCAUAAAUAAAGCUUUAAAAAUAUUGAA